AUGGCGGCGGAGGAAGCUACCGAGGGUUCAGCCCAAGAUAUACUGUUUAGUGAGCUUAUGGAGUUGGAUUUCAAUGUGUCAGGAGCAUUUGUGGGGCAGCCGGCCGUGAAUUCAAAUCACCUGCACACAGGGAACGACUAUGAGUCGGGGCCGGCCGAGCGGAAGAGGCCCGUCAGCAUGGCCGUGAUGGACGCCGACCUGGUGAAGGACAGCUUUGGUGUCAAGGUUUUGGACUUCCCAGCGAGCACCCGGCGAGGCGGCACUGUUAAUAGAAAGCACACCGCCCCGGCUUUCCAGCCGCCGCUUCCGCCCACGGAGGCCGGCACGCUGUCUCAGGCGGGGGCAGAGCAGCUCCCGCAGGGCGCCGGGGCUGAGCCUGGCCUCUGGGGGGCCGCCUCUGCUCCACUCCCUGGCCCAGCAGAGCCCUCCCAAAGCCAAGGCGCUGAGGACAGCAGCGUUUCAAAAUCCAAAGACUCCACGCCCUCGACCACCCCUCCGCCCACCAGAAACGGCCGGCACGGAAGCGCCCCUCAGCCACAUCCCCAGCCGGCCAGCGGCACCGGCCAGUCCUCGCUCGGGCAGCCGCAGAUCAACGCUGGGCCCAGUCCCCACACGCUCAGGCGAGCUGUCAAAAAGCCUGCCCCAGCCCCGCCGAAGCCUGCCAACCCACCUCCCGGGCAGCCCGGAAACCAGAACGCAAGCCCGGCCCCUCCACUGCCCUCCGUGUCUCCCAAGCCGGCUGCCAGAAGCCCCUCUCCGCCCAGCCCAGGAGGUGCCCUACCGGCCCCUGCCACCGCCCAGGCCUCUGCGCCCCGGCGUUACUCCAGCAGCCUCUCCCCCAUCCACGCUCCCAGCCACCCCCCGCCGCAGCCUCCCAUGCAAGCCGCGACCCCUCCUCUGCAGCCCAAGGGGGCCAGCCCGGGCUCCUCCCCGACGGCGGCGCCCGGCUCCGAGCCUGGCCCGGAGAAGCACGGCGCCGCCUCCCCGGCCCCUCCGCCUGCAGCCCAGGAAGCCCCUCAGGCAACGUCACCCCCUCAGACAGGCACCUUGCCCAGGCCGAGGCCCGUGCCCAAGCCGAGGAACCGCCCCACCGUCCCCCCUCCACCUCAUCCUCCCGCUCCAAACCUGGCUGCCGGAGACGCCUCUCUUCCAGGAGCCCCGCCGACCGCAUCCCGCAUAGUCACUGAGUCCGCUCCCAGUGUCCAAGAGCCGCCACCGCGGGGCCUCCCUGCCGCAGAGCCGUCCUCGACGGAGUCCGCCGUUUUACCAGGUCAGAGUUCUCACAACCACCUUGUGCUCGACAUCGAUCACGACACUGAAAGCACUGCUCUGUAAAAAAAAAACAGUAGAACCACUCCGGCGCACGGCCCCUUCCUAUCCCAGUGGGAACCAAAACCAGUCAAGAC
Messenger RNA from Gekko japonicus, 1406 nucleotides. Its product is annotated as rho GTPase-activating protein 17-like. NCBI's taxonomy places the organism in Eukaryota, Metazoa, Chordata, Lepidosauria, Squamata, Gekkonidae. The record is from RefSeq and is a predicted model, not a curated record.